UUGCGGUGGGGGUGACGAUCGAUCUCCAUCUCCAAGCCUUCUAUUAAAGGCAACAUUUCAUCCCUUUUUCUUCAUUGCAGGCUCAUUCAUUCAUAGCAAUCCUGUAUCUUCUUUUUCUCAGGCGGGACACAUCCCCAGUUUGUGCGUGAAUCGAACCCCAUCACAGCCGUCCAUCUUUAUGAUCACGAUGUUAACUCAAUCCAAUGGUGUUAGAUUCACGCACAAACUCGGGAUAUGUCUCCUCUUUAUAACACUGCCGUAUUUCUCUUAUUUCCCUUUUUUUUUUCUUUUUUUUUGUUUUCCAGUUACUUUUCGUUCCAAAAAUUAAAAAAACCAUUCAUUUUGGCGCCAAUUCGGAUUACAUUUUCCCUCUCAAUUAAUCUGUUCACUCAGUCACAGACUCACAGUAAAAGAAGACACUCGAAUUAGCGAACAGAGGAAAAAUCCCGGGAAUUCUGAUGGCUUCAGCUUCGGAUUUAGGGUCAACGGAUGAUUACGAGGCGUUGAUGUCGAUGACCGAUGUGGAGCUUUUGAAGAGCGCGUGGCGGCAAGAGAAGGCCGCUCCGGAGAUUCUUCAGUUCGAGAGUCGUUUGAUUAAGAGAGUCAGAGAGCAGAUCCAACUGAUGGAAGAAACCGUGGAGGAAUUUACUGAAAGUGGUUUUGAUCCACUUACUGUGUCACUCUACCAGAUGGAUUUGGACAGGACUCAGUUCUUGUUGAGAUCUUAUCUACGAAUUCGUUUGCAGAAGAUUGAGAAAUACAUGUUUCACAUCUUUGCUACCGCCGAACUUCUAACACGUCUAUCUAAAGAGGAGAAAUGGUUUAUUGAAAGGUGCUGUGUUGAUUUGCAGACGCAUCUUGAAAAGAGUGUCCUGUCGCAAUUGCCUUAUACUUAUCAGUCUAUAUUUCAGCAAUCUGUAAUUAAUGAUGAGACUGACAUGGUGGCAAAACCGCAAUUGGACACAUUUAUUGUCUGCAAAACCAAGUAUUAUCUUGGACAUAUCCAGCUUGAGGACAAUGCAGAUGGAGAACCAGAUGGCAGUGGGAGCCAGAAACCAUUGGAGGAGCCUUUUGAGAUGGAGCCCAAUGUUUUAUACUUUGUACGUUAUAAAGCAGUGAAGAAAUUUGUAGAGGAAGGGAAGAUUGAUUUAUACUGAGUAUCCAGCAUCUUGGGGUAAAUAGCUUUGAGACCUCCUCUAUCUCAAAAUAUGAUAUCAUUGUAUCUCCCCACCUCUUGCCUUACCGGUUUCUUGAGAAACUAUUAACAUGGCAAGUCAUGGGAGUGAGUUUUCGAGCAACAUUGAAUUGAAUGGUUUUCUAUCUACGUUUCUUUGGGGUAAAAGUCAUUUUUGAUUUAUGUAGUUAGUUAGUUUUACCAUUUUGGUCCCCAUAGUUUCAAUUG
Molecule: messenger RNA, 1402 nt
Organism: Prunus persica (peach)
Lineage: Eukaryota; Viridiplantae; Streptophyta; Magnoliopsida; Rosales; Rosaceae
Product: DNA replication complex GINS protein SLD5
Exons: 6
Coding region: 459-1157 (232 amino acids)
Biological process (GO): DNA-templated DNA replication; double-strand break repair via break-induced replication
Cellular component (GO): GINS complex
Source: RefSeq, a predicted model, not a curated record